Rhizophagus irregularis DAOM 181602=DAOM 197198 is the source of this 1073-nucleotide messenger RNA. Lineage: Eukaryota; Fungi; Glomeromycota; Glomeromycetes; Glomerales; Glomeraceae. The record is from RefSeq and is a predicted model, not a curated record.
AUGGAACAAAUUUUUUAAAUAAUAAUUUACACCUUUUCAUUUUAAAUAUUAUUCUUUAAAGAAAAUGAGAAAGUUGAAAUCGAAACAUUGUAAUAUUUGUUAUAGCGAUUCACCAAAAUUCCCUUCUCCAAUUACUUCAAAAUGUACUCAUAGUGUACUUGCUUGCACUAGUUGUUUUGAGAAGCAUAUCGAAUCUCAAAUUGAAAAAGGUAUUUUACAAAAUAUUAAAUGUUUACAAUGUGACGAAAUUUUGGAUUAUCACGAUAUUAAAAGAAUCGUAAAUAACGAACUCUUUCAGCGCUAUGAUGUCGCGCUUUUACGUCAUACCCUCCGUCAGAUGAAAGAUUUUCGUUGGUGUAAAAGAACAAACUGCGGAUGGGGUCAAAUCCAUAAUGGUGGAGAUGACGCUCCAAUUGUCACUUGUAAAGCGUGUGGGGCAAAAUCUUGCUUCACUCAUGAUGUACCUUGGCAUGAAGAUUCGAGUUGUUCUAAAUUCGCUGAACAACUUUUAAGAGAUACUGCAGCGAAUCAAGCUUAUUAUGAUAGACAUACAAAAAAUUGUCCAAAAUGUAAAAUGCCUAUUGAAAAAAAUGAUGGAUGUGAACAUAUGACCUGUUUCUGUGGCUAUGAGUUUUGCUGGCUCUGCUUGGCAGAUUAUAAUUUGAUUAGAAAUGAAGGAAAUCAUCGUCAUGAAAGAACUUGUCAACAUCAUCAUGAUAACUUGAGCUCUAUCGAUCCAUAUGAUGGAAUGGUACCCAACGAUUUUCGAGCAUAUGUUCUACCAUCCUUUUCAUCUUCAGAAGCGCCUGAAAGAUCUUCAGAAAAUGAUGAAAUUGUUAAUGUCGCUGAAAGACUUAGAGUACAAAUGAUUUCUGGACGUUAAAUAUUACUUUGCAGGCAUGUCGAAUAUAAAUUUUCUUCUUUUCCUUUUUUUUAUGUUAUUUUUUUUAUGAAUUGUAACCGAGUGUUUAUAUUUUUGAAUUUUACGAAUUUGUAAUUUAUUUUUACUUUGAAAUAUAAAUAAAUGAGCCAUUGUUAAGAAAAACUUGGUCGAGAAAAUUUCUCUCGCUAUU